Dictyostelium discoideum AX4 is the source of this 663-nucleotide messenger RNA. RefSeq lists its product as hypothetical. NCBI's taxonomy places the organism in Eukaryota, Evosea, Eumycetozoa, Dictyosteliales, Dictyosteliaceae. The record is from RefSeq and is a predicted model, not a curated record. Bases 1 to 663 code for a protein of 220 amino acids. The transcript has 2 exons.
AUGGAAGAUGAAAAAAAUGAAAAUUUAAUGACUUUCAUUCAAUUUUGUGCAACAUUUAUAACCAUAACUUUAUUUAUUAUGCCAUUGAAAACAAUUAGAUUAAUUAUAGAAAAAAAAAAUGUUGGAACUGUUGCAGGUUUACAAUUUAUAUCAUCAGUAUUGAAUUGCUUUUUAUGGAUAUCAUAUGCAUUGUUAACGAGUAAUACAACAAUGUUAUUUGUAAAUUCAAUUGGAAUGAUGUUUUCAAUUUAUUAUGUUUUUAAUUAUUGGAAAAAUAUAAACCAAGUUAGAGCAUCCAGAGAUUAUUUAAAGAAAGUUAUGAUAGCUUGUGUUUUAGCUAUAACGAUAAUAUCAAUUUCAUAUUAUAAUACAGUGGAUGAUUUAGAUACUAGAAUUUCAAGAUUGGGAUUUCUAUCGAGUGUAGUAUGUGUAUUAAUGUUUGCAUCACCAUUAGAGAAAAUGGCGAUUGUAAUUCAAUCUAAAAAUAGUGAAGGAAUGAUUAUCAACGUUGCAAUAUUAUCAUUACUAUGUGGUCUAUCUUGGACAAUCUUUGGUUUACUUUUAAAUGAUAUUUAUAUUUAUUUACCAAAUAUAUUAGCUUCAAUUUUAUCAUUUGUUCAAUUAACUUUAAUUAAAUUAUAUCCACCACAAAUAUUAUUAUAA